Schistocerca gregaria is the source of this 4616-nucleotide messenger RNA. Its product is annotated as protein RFT1 homolog. Lineage: Eukaryota; Metazoa; Arthropoda; Insecta; Orthoptera; Acrididae. Gene Ontology annotation, cellular component: endoplasmic reticulum membrane. The coding region runs from base 269 to 1939 and encodes 556 amino acids. Gene Ontology annotation, biological process: dolichol-linked oligosaccharide biosynthetic process; glycolipid translocation. The transcript has a single exon. The record is from RefSeq and is a predicted model, not a curated record.
GACAGCUUUUCUGCUAGUGUUUUGUUUUCGGCUGCUGGAAAUUUUUAACGCUUGUUUAUGAUGUAAUUUUUGUUAUUCUUGAGUCCAUGUUUCAUAGUAUUUUUCUCCAUGGCUAAAUGUAGUGUUUUACAUCAUGUGUACAUUUUGACGUUUCGCGUCACUGGUCUUUAUGAAUCAAUAUUUAAAGAUUAUUUUGUGGUUGUGAAAUGUAAACUUUGAUCUGUUUCGUGUGCUGUCAAGAGCAUAAACGUGUUCGUAUACGUAAGCAAUGAAGAGGGAUAUUUUGAGUAGUAGUAUCAAGCAUGCCUCAUUUAAUAUCGUGUUUCAAAUUUUUUUUCGUUGCAUUACGUUUUUAAUGAACGCAUUUGUGAUACGGUACAUAAAUCAAGAUGUAAUCGGUGUUACUAACGUGCGUUUGUUAUUACUUGAAUCCACAAUUCUUUUUAUAAGUAGAGAAGCAUUUCGCAGAGCCUGCCUAAGUAAAUCACUACAGCAUAAUUGGCAACAAGUCACCAAUCUCAUAUGGAUUACUGUGCCACUAAGCAUUUUUCUGAGUAUAGUGCUUGGGUACUUAUGGCUUUACGUACUUAAACAACCUAGUCAAGAAAUCACACAGCAUUAUUCAGUUGGAGUGUACGCCAUCUGCGCAAGUUGCGUUAUUGAAAUGUUCUGUGAACCACUGUACCUCACGGCCCAGGUUUUCUUAUUUUUGAGGCUUAAAAUAAUUUUGGACACAAUACAUGUUGUAGUAAGGACAGUUACAUUUACUUUACUUGUGAUUUAUAUACGCAAUGGAGCUGUAAUUGCUUUCUCUGUUGCACAGGUUUUGUCUGUGCUUGUGUAUACUACUGGUUAUUAUGUAUAUUUUUGGCGUUACUUGAAGAGGCAUGCUACUGUUAGAAAGAAAGGCCAUGGUCGCCAUGGAGAUUCUACCCGUGAAAAGACUGAAGAAGCUGGAAAGGAAAAAGAAAGUUUCCCUAUUCGGUCCAUGGCUGACUUCUUUCCCAGGAAAUGUGAGAAUAAUGCAUUCAUCAGUUACCAUAUGACUGUUUUGACGUGGAGUUUUUUUAAACAAGGAAUAAUGAAGCAGAUUUUAACAGAGGGUGAGAGAUAUAUCAUGACACUUUUCUCAGUUUUGUCAUUUUAUGAGCAAGGUGUUUAUGAUAUAGUCAAUAAUCUGGGUUCACUGGCAGCUCGUUUUAUUUUUCGCCCAAUUGAAGAAGCAGCAUAUUUUUAUUUCUCACAAACUGUAGAAAGAGAAGUGCCUAUGAAAGACCAAAAGAAAGAAGAUGUAGAUGAAUCUGCAAUGGUUCUGAAACAGUUGUUGAGUGGUUUAAUGUCAUUAGGACUUGUUGUUGUAAUAUUUGGCCAAUCAUAUUCAAAGUUGCUUCUGCUGCUGUAUGGAGGUGAGAAACUUACAAUGUACCCAGGUCCAUUAUUAAUGCAAACACAUUGUGUAUCAAUACUGUUGCUUGCCAUUAAUGGUAUCACCGAAUGUUAUGCAAUGGCAACAAUGACAGCAAUACAGAUUGACCGAUACAAUUAUUUUAUGAUUCUUUUGUCAUUUGCAUUUCUACUCAUUUCGUGGGGCUUAACUAAGUUGCUGGGUGGAGUUGGUUUCGUUCUUGCCAAUUGCUGUAACAUGACAGCACGAAUUGUGCAUAAUAGUACAUUCAUCCAUAGACGUUUCAGUGGAACCUCAUACAGUCCACUGAAGGGCCUAAUGCCUGGUCUUCAUUUUUCUGCAGCCCUGGUGGCUGCAGGUAUGUUGGUAAAAUUCUCAGAGGUUUACCUGUUUGACUCUUCUAAAUUUAUACAUUUUAUGAUUGGCGUUAUUAGCUUUCUGUUUAUUCUUUCAGUUUGGGCAUAUGAAUCACGUGUUUUAGUUGUAUCUGCUCUGAACAAACUGAAACAUUUAAUGAAGAAAAAGAAACGUUAAAGCAGAUUAACAUUAAAAUUGUUGAAUACUGUGAAGUGUAUGUACAUUUUAUAAAAAGGUGCCAAUGUAAUGUUAAAUUGUAUCUCCAAGUUAUAAAGUGGUGCAUUUGUAAGCUUCUGUGUCAAAUCUGCAUUCUGAGAGUGGCAUUGAUUAUUGCAAGGCAUGUUUUAUAUACAUUUUAAAUAUUGAAUGUUGCUCUUAAAUCUUAUUUGGUAUAAUGAUUGCUCUUUAUUUUUAAUGUACUGACUGUCAGUUGGUGGAAAAAAAAAAAGCUUUCCUUUGCUCAUUAGACUUUAAGGCUCUCUCAUUUUGUAUUUGGCGAUGUGACUGCAGUGUUUAUUCAGACUUGACGAAUAACUUUUUGUGCAUACAAUAGUACCAAAUAGGAAGGUAGACUACUGAUCACAAAUUAUGUGCAGUUCGUGGCUCUGUCUUACGUGGUGUGCUACAGUAAGUGUUUCCAGUCUGAAUGUAUCUAUUAGCACAAAGAAAUUUGUCACUGUGAAUGCCACUAAUGUAAUGUCUUCCUCAUUUUACCUUUGCCAUUCACAUUCAUUUCUAUAACCAUUCACCCAUAAUACUGAGAGAUUAGUGUGAGCUCUUUAAUUUGCCAUUAAAAAAAUAAAAUUCUUUUUAGCAUACCUAAGAUAAUCUAGUUUGGCUUUUUGAAUAUAGAAAUCUACAUCUAUACUCUGCAAGUCACUGCAGUGUGUGACACAAGGUACUUUUGUUUCCCAUUAUCAUUUUUUCCUCUUCCUUGCCUUCUGUUAAUGAUGUGAGAGAAGACAGAUCUUUGAUAGAUAUCCAUAUUGGAUUCUGCAGUCAUGCUCGUUUUAUGAGAUAUGUGGAAGAGCAAGAAGUAUGUCAUUUUUUCAGAAGAUUGUGCUAGCAACCAGACAUACCUUUAUCAGUUUGUGAACUAACAGUUUCAUCAUGAUUUGCAGAUCUGGGGUAGGUUUACUACAAUGCAUUGCUGAAUACUAAUGUGAGCGAAGGUCCUUCUGCGACCAAAUGUAGGUGACAUGUUGAUUCCAAAGAGGAAAAUGGAGUUGAUUUUAAGAUUGUGACUAUACUUUUAUGGUGUACUUUAUUUUAUACUGUAUUUUUGAACCAGUUGUCACAUUUGGCAAGGUGUAUUAUGAUAUACAGUAUUAGAAGUAAAAGCUGUCAUUUUUGUGAAUAUUGUGUGCUGAAAUAAGAUUAUUGCUUGUACUAUUAGUGAUUCAGUUGUGGCCAUGUACCACCUGUAUUACAUCUUGUAUCACUUAAGCUUAUGAAUGUGAGGAGACAGAAUGUACAACUGACUGUAUUGUGUUUAAAGAGUUACAUUCACUUGCUAAUUUUCAACUCCUUGAACAUUCCAUUUUACAGACAACUGAUGACAUGUAGCUUCACAGCAUGUAUGUAUAAUUCAUAUGUAAGUGUUCAUUGGUUUUCAUGUGUAAUGUGCAUUUUAAGAUAAUAUUAAUGCAUUUUUGAAUGUGGCUGUUACUUAGUGACCAUGCGCUACAAAUUAUUAAACAGCCAACCUAUUGCACAUAAAUGGUACCUUGAGCUAGGUAUCGACACCUACUAGAGGUGUCUUCAUCAGAAUGAGAUGUUUUUAAAUUGUUAAAUUACAUUGUUAAAAAGCAGUAGUCAGAAUCUGGAACAGCUAUUCUCAAGUCAAAAGUAAAAUAAAACGUUCUAGCCUUUGUCACAUGUGCCCAGCUGGGAGCAACAUCAACAUUGAGUCUGAUGUUCCCAGCUGUGCACAUGUGACAAAGGCUAGAACGUUUUAUUUUACUUUUGACUUUGAGAGUAGCUGUUGCAGAUUCUGAAUAUUGCAUUUUGGUAAUGCUAUUUUAUGAUUUAGCAACAUUUCAUUCUAAUGAAGACAAUCCUUGUAGGUGCUGAAACCUAGGCCAAUGUAGUUAUCAUUUAUGUGCAAUUGGUUGGCUGUUUAAUCAUAUGUUGAAAUAAUAUCAAUGGUUUACAAGGAAUCUUUCAGACAAUUUGAAGUUUGGUGUUUUUGCAUGAACAUUAUUAUUUGUGUAUGUUGUAUGUUGACGUAUGAAAUAACAAGGAAGUUGUAAACUGGUGAAAAACAAAAACCAAUGAUUUUGGAUUUUUUGAAAGAUAAAUGACUUACAGUUCUUUGUUGUAAGCACUAGAUGUCAAAUUCUUUUUACGUUGCUUUCUAAAUUAUUUUGCUUGAUUAUUGGUUGUAACAUAAGACAAUCCAGAAUAUGGAGACACAUUUAUUGAAAAUAUUGUAAAUAAUCAUGUUAUAUCAAUGUUCUAUUGUAUAUUAAUUGGACUGAGAAUGAAAUAGGGUUUUGUGAUUUAUUUCCCAGUCUUCACAUUCUGUACAAAAUACAUGGUUGAAGUAUUGGAGAAUAUGUAAAUGAAAAAGAUAUUAAAAAGCCAUUAGACCUAGAUAAUUGGUCCUUUGUGAAUAAAUUUAAGAUUUAUUAUAUCUAUAUUUAUAACUAAGUUAAUGUGGAUAAGGUAGACAUGCACAUUACAUUAAAAUGACAAAAAAAUGUCAAGGAAAGGUACAUAGACACCAGUUUCAGCAAACUGGAAGUACCCUUUUACAUAUUGAUAGCUUCCUUGUGUUACAUUUAUGAUGGUCUCUAGCCUGAAAGUAACAGUGUAUCAUACAUAGUAUUAAAGUGCAGUAUAAUUAUCUAUA